Hippocampus comes (tiger tail seahorse) is the source of this 2571-nucleotide messenger RNA. It is a transcript of the gene spaca6, whose product is annotated as sperm acrosome associated 6. Gene Ontology annotation, biological process: fusion of sperm to egg plasma membrane involved in single fertilization. NCBI's taxonomy places the organism in Eukaryota, Metazoa, Chordata, Actinopteri, Syngnathiformes, Syngnathidae. The coding region runs from base 1575 to 2516 and encodes 313 amino acids. The transcript is spliced from 23 exons. The record is from RefSeq and is a predicted model, not a curated record.
ACUUGUUUGAAGCUAUGGCGACUCUAAACUGUGCUUGGACGUUGCUACUCUCCGUUUAUAAUGCUGGCGGCUGGAUACGUUUGUUGUCAGUCGAGUCUGUUAAGAACAGCGCUCGACCAAGUAACAACUGGGGCCUUAUCCUUAUCUCAGAGCUGUCCUAUGUACCGGUAUUUCCCCUUUACAAGCCACCUGGUGCUCUUUACACCGCAGACCUCCAGCCAUAACAACGUAAUGACCGACCUUGAGCCUGGGACCUGCUUGUCUGGCUGCAGAAGUGUGUCUUCAUGGCAAUUCAGUCCCUCCACUCUGGUCCUAUCAUGCGGUCAACUUGCUUGUGCAUUCCUCACAAAAGAUCUCCUGACUGGCCUCCUCCUCUUUUUGCUGCCUCCACAAUCCAAUCACUCAAGCUCCAGCUCUUUACACCUCGUGAGACUUUGGUGGCUCUGGUCUCACACUACAGAGGAACCGGUUCUGCACAGCCGAAGCGCAUGCCAUCCCAGCAGCACCUCUGCCAGCCCCUCAUUUUACUGCACACGGCGGACAAAAUGUUAAGACCGGAUUGGCGCAAAGGCUGGAGGGAAAACACAAAUGAAAGGCUGCUAGUUGAGAGGGACGGCACGAACUCCUGAGUGAGCCACUUGGCGGAGAGGAAUCAAGCGGUUUGAAACACAGGGCAAGACUUGGAGGAGGAGGAGGAUGAGGCGGACACUGUUUGAAGAAAGAUGAAGGCAGAUAGAAGCAAACAGUCUGUGACUUGGAUCGAAUUGUUGGCGGAAUUGAAAAGAAGAGAGGGGAAAGUAACAUUGUUUCUAGGCCUUUAUCUGCUCACUAAAGUGUGACCUCCAUCUUUUUCAAGCUGCAUCUUUUCUCUUCUGGCUGAGUUGCACCUGCUCCAUGUAAACCAGGAAGGCAUCAGAAGGUUUGGAUCAUAUUCCAGAUUGUGCGACCUUGAGGUUCUUCAAAUAUUGAGUUGUCUUCUUUUGAUACUCUUCUAGAGGCUGAUCCUUCCAUUCCCACAAGUGUUGAGCAUCGUGGCGGCAGCCCUGCAGAGACAAAAGGUUUGCAGUGGUGCGUGGAUGUUCGUCAGGUAGGCAAGACGCACAAACAGCACAACACCGCAAAUGCAAUCAAUAUUCCCUUCUGUGAGCUACCUGCCACUGGGCUCGCCAUCUGGCGUAGAGCAGCAGGGGAGAGGCGGCUGCUCGAAAGGAACACACUCGCAACCCCGCAUGGAAAAGUACGAUUGGAAGGUGUGACACAGCUGCCUCGAUUGUGCCCUCUAAUGUGAACGAAGACGCGAAAGGAUCACAGGCAGCUGUGGAGCGAUUGAUGCACUCGUGUUUUUCUGAAAGUUGUCCAUCAAAUGGCCCCCCCGUGCCAAGCCAAAUGGAUAUGACAUGAAGACGGACGUGACCCAGCGGAGAUUGUGGGCCGCAGGAGACGGAUCGGUCGGUGCCGCAGAAUCCAAAAUAUCAAAUUCUUCAAGAACACACAAGUGACAUAAAAUACAUCGCAAAGAAAACGACGACAUGAGAAGUCAUACUCCAACCUUAUGACGUCACGGUGACGCCUCAAUGGGUUUUGCGCCGUCUGUGGGCUGCUUUCGCUGCUUCGUGAGUCUGAAGGAAACUUCUGAACUGUGUUCCGGCUACAAAAUGACAACGUUCCAUUUGAUCAACGUGGACAGAUGCUUCGAAACCCUUGACAGUAUCUUCAACGACAACCCCAAAGUGAUCGAGGCCGGCAGAGUCGGGAAAGCCUACGAGGCACAGCUGCAGAACAUCAUGAAGUCGCAGAUUCUUCCCCUGGUGGAUGAGUUUCGUCAAACAACCAAUUACGACACCGUGUAUGAGAGCAAGCUCCAGACAGCAGCCGACAAUUUCAUCGCUGAAGCCUCCAAACUGCCUCGAGCCACUGGAUGCAUCCCCCCGUGCGGCUUUCAGACUGCAGACGGCCAUUACGACUGUGUCAAAUGCAAAAAAGAUUCCUGCAAUUUUCCUCUUGACUGCCCAGUUGAAAACAGAACAGUGGAAGAGAACAAUCCAGUCCAAAUGUUGUGCGAUGUGUCAUUUCAAUUACCCCAAAAUACCAAGAUCAUGAAGAUUUGGAAGUUUGCAGAGCAAGUAAAAACUCGGCAGGUGGAGUUGUUUGAAGAAGUGACGGUAGGGGAGGACAACCUCUACUCCAUCUCAUCUACCAGGACGCACCACCAGGGCACCUACCAGUGUGAGAUCUAUUCAGAUGAGAUAUCCAUUGCCAGAAUUUACUACUAUCUCACAGUGACCCCCCACGUCGUGACGGGCCAUUCCGAGCUGCAGGAGAUAUUUGAGCUGUCUCUGCUCCCUGGAGGGAGGUUACACGCUGAGUCGCCUCGCCCCUCUCAGUACCUCCCAUCACGCGUGCUCAUCGCCAUCUGCUUUACAUCUUUGCUGCUCCUCCUCAUCCUCUCCUUGGGGACUAUCUUUUUGGAGAACGCAAGUGGUACUGAACGGACCAGACGAAAUCAAGACUUGUGAUCCUGAAAGAUACAUAGAAUAAAGCCUUUCCGCCCUGUUCUUUGAAGAAAAAAAA